Molecule: messenger RNA, 1029 nt
Organism: Oryza sativa Japonica Group (Japanese rice)
Lineage: Eukaryota; Viridiplantae; Streptophyta; Magnoliopsida; Poales; Poaceae
Product: BTB/POZ and MATH domain-containing protein 1-like
Biological process (GO): protein ubiquitination
Molecular function (GO): protein binding
Source: RefSeq, a predicted model, not a curated record
AUGAUGACCCGUCGCCAGGAUGCCUACUACCGCUACCCAACCACGUCGACCAUCGUCGCGUCGGCGCCAAUGCCCACCGGCCACCACGUCCUCAGGAUCGACGGCUACUCCCUCACCAAGGCCAAGUUCGCCGCCGGCGAAGAAUGCGACGAGUCGUGCAGCUUCGUCGUCGGCGGCCACGCCUGGCGCAUCAGGUACUACCCCAACGGCGCCGUCGUCUCCGGCUCCGGUGGCUUCGUAUCCCUCAUGCUCUCCCUUGAUCAUCAGCCCGGCGCCGCAUUGCCGGCCGCCGUCGUCAAGGCGCGGUUCGCGUUCAGCUUGCUCGACAUGGACGGCGAGCCGGUGCCGUCGCGCACCUACGCGAGCGACGGCGUGGUCAGCUUCAGCGCUAAUUCGUCGAGCACGUUCGGGGCGGAGAGGUUCAUCGGCCACGGCGAGCUCGAGGCGUCGGGGCACCUCACCGGCGACCGCCUCGCCUUCCGGUGCGAUGUCACCGUCGUGAAGCGCGACGGGCCUCCGACGAUGUCGACCCUCUGCCCGGUGGAGCACGACAUGUUCAGAUGCCUGCUCGACACCGGGGACGACGCGGACGUCGCGUUCAGGGCCGCCGGCGGCGAGACGAUCGCCGCGCAUAGGCGGGUGCUCGAGCGACGGGCACCGGAGCUGGCCAAGCUCUGUCGUCGUCGCGGCGGCGCCUCCUGCUUCAUGGGACUCGUCGGGAGGCACAUCGACGUCGGCGACAUGGACGCCGCUGCGUUCAAGGCUCUGCUUCACUUCGUGUACACCGACACGCUGCCGGAGACGAUGGCCCCGCGAGAGGUGCCGGCCAUGGCGCCGCAGCUGAUCGCGGCAGCGCGUAAAUACGGCUUGGACUGGGAGAGGUUGAGGCUCCUCUGUGAGGACAAGGCGUGGGGAUGGCGCGUCGACGACACGAGCAUGGACACGACGGCGGCGGCUGCUCCGGCUACCGGCGAUGAUCCGAAGCGUAGCCAGCGACGUCUUCCAUGGUUUAUAAGGAAAUGUUUUUAA